AUGAAAAUGAAGAUCUUCUUGUCACGACCAACGUGCAUUAUUAUAAUAUAUGUUAUCUGUCUUAUCGCAAUUCCGCGAGUCUUCUCAUCCUCACCGGCACUAUCUCUACCGGAGCAUUUCCUCCGAUGUCUCGACACUCAGCCGGCUGACCACGGCAGUCCCAACUCCAGAACCACCGUGAUCCCCACAAACUCAUCUUUCUCGACAAAUCUGAUGAACGGCGUCAGGAAUCUCCGGUUCGCUUCACCCACAACAAGAAAACCGGAGGCCAUUGUCGCCGCGGUCACGGAAACCCACAUCAGAGCUACGAUCUCGUGCUGCAAACUCCUCAACCUCGAGCUCAGAAUCCGCAGCGGCGGCCACGACUACGAAGGCUUCUCCUACACCUCUCCGGUGCCGUUCGUAAUCUUAGACAUGUUCAAUUUCAACGAAAUCGACAUUAACAUGACCGACGAGACCGUGUGGGUCCAAGCCGGAGCUUCACUCGGCGAGCUUUACUACAACAUUGCAAGCAAAAGCAAAGUCCACGCCUUUCCCGCCGGAGUCUGUCCUAAAGUCGGCGCCGGUGGACAUUUCAGCGGCGGAGGGUUCGGCAAUCUCAUGAGGAAACACGGUUUGUCGAUCGACCACAUCAUCGACGCGCAAAUCAUGGACGCGAACGGGAAAGUCUACCGCGACCGGCGUUCUAUGGGAGAAGACGUGUUCUGGGCGAUUCGCGGCGGAGGCGGCGGGAGCUACGGCGUGAUUCUUUCGUGGAAGAUUAAGCUCAUUAGGGUUCCGGAGAAAGUCACCGUUUUUAAACUGGAGAGGACGGUGAGAGAAGGCGCCGUCGAUUUGGUCUGGAAAUGGCAGCAAGUGGCUCCGGUUAUCGACAGAGAUUUGUUUAUCCGGUUAGAGAUUAAACCGAUUAACCGGAAAUUAUCAAAAGGGAAGACGAUUAAAGUUUCCUUCAUCGGAAUGUUUCUGGGUUUACCGGAGAGACUUCUAAACAUAACGAAACAGAGUUUCCCGGAGCUCCACUUGACGAAAUCGGAUUGUACGGUGAAGAAAUGGAUCGAAUCGACGGUUUUCUGGGCGAAUUACCCGGAAAAAGGACCGAUCCAGCUUCUUCUCAAACGAAUCUCGACGAACGAAUACUACUGGAAACGAACUUCCGAUUUUGUUCAAACUCCGAUCUCGAAACAGGGGCUCGCGACGAUUUUCCAGACGAUGAUUGAUCACUCGCCGCUUCCACGGCGGGUUUGGAUGCAGUGGAAUCCAUGGGGAGGGAAGAUGGCCGAGAUUCCAGCUGAUGCGACGCCGUUUGUGCACAGAGGAGGCAACAUUUUCAUGAUCGAGCAUUUCAUGAACUGGUAUAGACCUGGAGAUGAGCUGGAAGAGAAGUUCUUGGCGAUUGCGAGAAGCUUUAGAGAAGCGAUGGCUCCCUUUGUUUCGAAGAAUCCGAGAGAGGCUUUCUUUAAUUACAGAGACGUCGAUAUCGGAAUCACGACGCCGGGAUAUAACGCGACGUAUGAAGGAGCUAGAGUUUAUGGGGAUAAGUAUUUCAAAGGGAAUUAUUUGAGAUUGGUUAAGGUUAAAGCCCGGUUCGACCGGACUAAUUUUUUCCGGUCUCAGCAGGGGAUUCCGGUUCUUGCUUAG
This is a messenger RNA of Microthlaspi erraticum, 1638 nucleotides long. NCBI's taxonomy places the organism in Eukaryota, Viridiplantae, Streptophyta, Magnoliopsida, Brassicales, Brassicaceae. The record is from the annotation of a GenBank genome assembly.